Silurus meridionalis is the source of this 5397-nucleotide messenger RNA. It is a transcript of the gene slco5a1b, whose product is annotated as solute carrier organic anion transporter family member 5A1b. The record is from RefSeq and is a predicted model, not a curated record. The transcript is spliced from 23 exons. NCBI's taxonomy places the organism in Eukaryota, Metazoa, Chordata, Actinopteri, Siluriformes, Siluridae. Gene Ontology annotation, biological process: protein dephosphorylation. Gene Ontology annotation, molecular function: protein tyrosine phosphatase activity. Gene Ontology annotation, cellular component: secretory granule. The coding region runs from base 195 to 3161 and encodes 988 amino acids.
GCUUCUGCGUCUCCUCAUCGUCCCUCCUCCUCCUCUUACGUCAAUCGCUCCAUCAUCACCAUCAUCCUCAUCAUCCUCAUCAUCUUCAUUUCUCUCUUCACCGCAUAUCGCCCUGGAGCAAUAUAUAUAUAUAUAUACACUGAAUCCCGAAAAAAACCCAGACGAAUGGAUUUUUAACCGCGCUUGUGUCAUGGAUGUAUGAGAGGAAGGAAAUGGAUUCCCUCUACCUGCUUCUGUGUCUUCUCGGUCUCCAAGUGCAGAUCAUCACCAGGGCCGAGAGCAAAUUCGGUUGCCUGUUUGAGAAGAAUCUGUGUGUGAACUAUGAGAUUUGUGUCAAUGAUGGCAUGCUCGGCCAUUGUCAGAUGAUGAUGGGAGUGGAUGCGUACACAUACGAUAUCACACCAGCGAUCCUGCAGAGGUUUCGUACGCUACUCUUGAAACUUUCGCUUCGAGGUCUCUCAUGGCAAGAUGAUGUCACUCAGCAGGUCCUGUCGAAAGAAUUUUCCAAACUACACAGGAUCCCCUUGUCACCACCUGACUCAAGACCAAUGGUACAGACAGCAGCUGUGGAAGAUGACAGACUGAAAUCUUUGGAAGAGAAACUUAGCAAAAGUCUGCAGAAGUAUUUGCUGAACCUAAGUCUGAGGCCUAAACUAGAUGGUCAGGCUACCAAAAUGAAGUCUUCUUUACCCCCGGCGUAUUAUCGUUUGGGAAUACCAAACAAUAAAUUCAGCUCGAUCCCACCCGAGUUCACUCCAGAUUCACUGUAUAAGAAAGCUUCAUUCCCUGACCUUACAAGCUAUCAGAGUGACAAAAUGUACAACGCACAAAGACAGCAGGACGGUACAGACUUCCCUCUUACUGCCCUAAAGCAGUACGUGUCUCAAAAAAUGGCAUCCUGGCAGAGAGGUAGACCUAAAUCAGAACCAGUAGUCCCAAAAGGUGGAUCCUCGCAGUCGCUUGUCAAAGAACCACUGACUCCAGUAGAUGAGACCUUUAUCCGAAAUGUCCUACACAAUGUAGGAAGGCAUAAUGUAGACGUGAAGAGUUUGAGCGCAGCAGAUCUGGACCAGCUGGCCUCUCUUAUAGCUGAUGCUCUGCAGGUAGUGGAGAAGCAAACGGAAAAGGCAUACAGACCCCGAGACCUGCAAACAGAAGACCUGCAAAAUGAAGACCAGGAAAUUAGAGAACUACCACCUGAUGAUCAGCAGCCAGGAGUAGAUUUAUGGAAUGAAAACAUCUCAGAGUCAGAAAGCAAAGAUUCCCCAAUCAGUCAAAUAUCUGAGGCCAUGUCAUCAUCAGGGGGACAAAACAGAAAGGAGGAGAGAUCUAAUGUGGACCAUAAGGAAGUCGAAUUGUUGGGGAAGCUUCUGGAUUAUCUGGAUAAGACCUCUUUCUCAGAGCCAAGCCCACCUGUAAAGGGGCGUGGCAUAUCCGUGGAGAGAGUACACAGCAGGACAACUCAGAUGGAUGUAAAAGUACAGAAGAAAGCCAUGGAACAGGUGGAGGAGGUGGAGGGCUGGGUGGAGGCUGCUGCUCUAGCACCGUCGACUGUCUUGGAGAUGAACAUCAGCCCGCAACGCCAAAAUGCGAAAGUGCAGGAUCUGCAACUUGAUGUUCAGGCCAACAAUAACAAUGAUGUCUAUGGCUACAUCAUUACAGAUACGGAUUCCCUUUCCACUGAUCAGGGUUUGCACCUGAUGGAGCUGUUGUGUCACAAAGCAAAGAUCCAGAUGACUGAUUUCCUUGAUCUUUCUGUUCUUGGUCCAGCUGUAACAUUCCAGGUCCGCAACAAUGUCCACAAUAUCACCACAGCUGGCAUUGCCAAUGUGGCUGUAAGUCAGAAGGCUGCCCUAGAGAAGGAGGCUGGAGUGACCAUUUUGGAGGCAGGAGUUACCGAUAAGUCCAAGUUGAGUGAAAUUCCUACUAAGUACAGCCACUCUGAAUCGAUGAAGUUCCUCAUCCUAACGGUGUUAUCCAUCGUGUGCAUCAUCGUGGUCCUGUUAAUCUCUAGCGUAAUCUACUGUCUGCGCCAUCGGUCACAUCACAAGCUCAAAGAGAAGCUUACCAACCUCAGCACAGACCCUGCUACUGAAGCCACAGCAACCUACCAGGACUUGUGUAGGCAGCGAAUGGCGGUGAAGCCCCCAGUGGAAAGGGCGGAGCUUCGACAUUCCUCUCGCAUUAACAGCGUGUCUUCUCAGCUGAGUGACGGACCAAUUCUUAGCCCCUCUGCCCGCACUAGCACUUCCUCCUGGAGUGAAGAGCCCGCCCACACAAACAUGGACAUCUCCACUGGACAUAUGAUACUGUCAUAUAUGGAGGAUCACCUAAAGAAUAAGAACAGGUUGGAGAAGGAGUGGGAAGCUCUGUGUGCGUAUCAGGCAGAACCAAACACCUGCAGUGUUGGCCAGAGAGACUCUAAUGCCAAAAAGAAUCGCAAUACAACUAUCAUACCUUAUGAUCAUUCAAGGAUUUGCUUGAAACUGGAGAACAGCCAAGGCAACUCUGAUUACAUCAAUGCCAGUCCUAUCAUGGACCAUGACCCCAGGAACCCAGCUUACAUUGCUACUCAAGGUCCUCUGCCUUCAACUGUUUCUGACUUCUGGCAGAUGGUGUGGGAAAGCGGGUGUGUGGUGAUCGUCAUGCUGACUCCUCUGACAGAAAGUGGAGUUAAGCAGUGUUACCACUACUGGCCAGAUGAGGGCUCUAAUCUCUACCAUAUAUAUGAGGUUAACCUGGUGUCAGAACAUGUGUGGUGUGAGGAUUUCCUGGUUCGUAGUUUUUACCUGAAGAACAUGCAAACCAACGAAAGUCGCACAGUCACCCAGUUCCAUUACCACACCUGGCUCAACCAGUAUACACCCGAGACCAGCCAGGCUCUGCUCGACUUCCGCAGGAAAGUAAAUAAAUGCUACAGAGGAAGGUCCUGCCCAAUUAUAGUUCAUUGCAGUGAUGGAGCGGGGAGGACUGGGACAUACAUACUGAUUGAUAUGGUUCUGAAUAAGAUGGCUAAAGGUGCUAAAGAGAUUGAUAUUGCUGCUACACUGGAACACCUGAGAGAUCAGAGACCUGGAAUGGUUCAAACCAAGGAGCAGUUUGAGUUUGCUUUGACUGCGGUGGCCGAAGAGGUGAAUGCGAUCCUCAAAUCCCUACCAUAGUGUGAAACCGAACAGCAAGAGACAUCCCCUCUCCCUUCUCCUUCUUAUUUUCUUCCUCAUUCUUUGCCUGGAUAGUGUAUAUAAAGUUAGAACUCAUUAAAAGCUUUUUCCCCUAUUUUGACGUGUACUGGCCUUGCAGUGCGGACGUUCUUCUGUAAAAAUGUUAUAUGUUUGGAUAGAUUAAUCUUAUAGCUUUAGAUUUUUACGCAUAUGUAUAUGCAUUAUAUAUGCAUAUAUAUAAUCAGUGUCAAAUGUGAUAUUGUGAGAACCUCACAAUAGCUUGUUUCCAAUGUUGAAAAGGGCAUUUAAUACAUUUAAAAUUAUGCUACAAUAGAAAAUAGAAACUGAAGUUGUUUAAUAUAAUAUGCAGCCAUGGAAAUUACUUGUGAAGUUGAACUUGGUUAUGGCCCAAAUGCUGGGAAAUGUACCUCUAUUUAAAGGAAUACAUUCAGUUCUAUUUCACCCCUCCUAAUCAUCAGAGGCAACAGUGAUGAUCUGCAUUCACACACCUGCGCAAGGCAUUACAACAAAGUCACGCAGUGUUAUAUAAUGCAGUAUUUGCAAUGACCCUUGCUCUCUUCUUAAAAGUUAAUGACUACACUUAUUACUACAGGUAACCUCCAAUGUGCUCUAUUGUUGUGCUCAGUAGAAGCACUGACUUUCUCCCCGUGGCGUUGGGAUCUCUCUCAGUGCCAUUUCCUUAAUGCAUUUCAUAUGCCUAAACUGAAAUACUUGUGUAGGUGAGAGAUUCUCCUUUACCAUACAGUCUGCUUUUACCCUAGGCAUAACAGGUUAGCUGUACUCCAGCUCUCAUGAUGGCCAGAAGAAAUCAGGACACUGCAUUGUUGUGAAAAGGGAUUUUGGAUAAGUUAUAACAAAAGCUUGUUUCCAAUGCUGAAAAGGCCAUUUAUUACAUCUGCAUCUCAAAUUAAUUCUACAGUAACAAUAGUGACGGAAGUUGUGUAUCAAUAAUAUAAUAUCAAGCUUUAAAUAGUGCUAGAAAACAAAUCUGUUCAUCUGAGGGAAGAGGUUAGAAUAAAGGGCAUGCUUGUUUAAUAAAGAAGGCAAUGCACCCCUUGGUGGUGGACCACACCAACAGGGCCUGCGAUUGGGCUAGUUUUCUGAAGAUUAGUUAAGCAACAGGGUUCCUUUAUUUGGAAGCAGCUUUGCCCCAAAACAAAUUUUUUAUAUACGUUCCAGUACUUUAUUGCAAGUCCUGCAUUAUAUUUCACUUUAUAGCUUUGCAUGUACUGUGUGUACUGUAUAUUUGUAUAAGGUAUAAUGGUGGCUAACACUGCCAUCUUUAUACCUUAAAACUUUACGGAGGGGUCAAAAAGCCACAGUUUAAAUCUAAUUAGUGUUCGGUUCAUAUACUGCCAUGGAGGAUUAUAAUAUUCUCUCUCUCUCUCUCUCUCUCUCUCUCUCUCUCUCUCUCUCUCUCUCCCUCCCUCCCUCCCUCCCUCCCUCCCUCCCUCCCUCUCUCCAGUAUGGGGCUGGUACAUGUGUAUUAGAUGAAUUGGAUUUUGAAAGUACCUUUAUGUCACUGUCAAAUAUCCAGCUAAAUGCAGUUUUGUGAUCUAAAUCCAAUCCUGAAUGAAGACUAGAAGCUGAUUAACAUAAAUAAUAUAUAAAGAAAUGAUAAAUUAGAGUCUUAAACGUUUUAGGGGGACUUACAUGGUAGAUGUGCAAUUCCCAGUAAUUGUGCAGUGUUUGUGCAUUUGAUAGACUUGUACCAGCCCUGAACCAUAAAGCCAUAAACAUGCCGCCACCAAGUCAAUAUCACUGCUGUGCUGAGAACAGUACACUGCCCAAAUAAUAUCUGGUCGGUGGCAGUAUCAGUAGAAAGGUUAAAACAAAGUAUGCAUUAGAAACAGAUUGCCUACAGUCAGUAGACCCAAUGCACAUAUAAUAUAAGCAAGUGUACAUGCAAAAAUGACCAAAGUGUGUGGGAGCAAACUGUAGACAUUGAAUCUAUUUUCCUUACACUAGUUGACUUUAGGAUUUGUCUGAUGUAUUCAAAAUGUAUAAUGUCCUGAGAUGGGAUAUUGGUCUGACUGUAGAGGUUGGCUUGUAAAAGAUGUACAACCCUGUUUCAUUACAAUAAUCAUUACACCACUUUAUUUUACUUCUGAUUAUUGUAUAUACAAGCAGAAUUCUAUUAUAAUCUAUUUUGCUCUCUUAAUAAAUGAAAUGCUGCAGUCUUGUGAAUAAAGUUGAACUUUGUGUGCAAUAGUAA